Molecule: messenger RNA, 18615 nt
Organism: Nematolebias whitei (Rio pearlfish)
Lineage: Eukaryota; Metazoa; Chordata; Actinopteri; Cyprinodontiformes; Rivulidae
Product: nesprin-1
Exons: 87
Coding region: 1-18534 (6177 amino acids)
Cellular component (GO): membrane
Molecular function (GO): protein binding
Source: RefSeq, a predicted model, not a curated record
AUGUGUGUCGUUCUCACAACUCUGAAGUGUGCAGAGAGUCCAGACGUGUCCUCGCCUGCAGCACGUUCAGCCACAGAGGGAGUGAGACGUUGCUCGUCAGCACUCGGUCAAGACAUCGAGCACAAGUCUCGAGCAGGAACACAACGGAACGGUGCGCAGUGUUCUACCUCUGCACCGCCGCCGGUCACGGUGCACAGUGAAGCUCACUGGAAAGCCCGUAGGAUGACGAGGAGCAGGCUGGAGAAGGCCAGGCUCCGUCUGCAGCGACGCGUCCAGGAGGCCACGAACUUAUUUAGUGGCAAAGAGAUGACCCAAUCCCAAGUCAAGAAGAAACAGAAAGCUUUAAAAGUCUUGCAGCCUGCUUUGCUUGAAGAGUUCCUGGAUGCCGUGAAAAGUUUUCGGGCGUUCUGCUCCGGGCCCCCGCUCCAGGACUUGAUCCUUCUCUCUGACUCAGUCAUACAGCAGUGGGAGGAUGUGCGCAGAGAAAUGGCCGCCUUUGUUCUCAGCUUGAAGUCUAACGUCAGAGAAGGAAAGCAGCCGUUUUCUGGUUUGCAAAGGGAAGUGUUUCCCGACACGCUGCAUGAAGCUACGGACCAGACCAACCCGGAUUCAGUGCGGCAGCCGCAGGCUGUCACUCAGAGGGCUUCAUCCGAGGGAUGUUUUGAUUCACUCAGAGAGUUGCGUGAGACGCCAAAGAAAUCCUUCAGCCUCGCAACAAAUCAGCCGACGGACGAAACACGAGCCGGUGACACAGACCUCUGGGGGGUGCAGCUUGAAGCCCCGCUGAGUCCGACCGACCCACCGGCCCAAAAUCAGCCGAACUGUCUCGCACCGAAACGAAGCACGAACUGUGACACACAAACUGUGGAUGGGGCUGUACCGGCGUACGGUGGUGACGUCCUCCAGGACGUCCCAGGUGAGGACGAGGACCCCCUCAUGCAGAACGAAGGCUGCGGGUGGGAGAGGAGGCAAACUUCACUUCAAGCUAAAGAACGGCUGCUGAGCUCUCGCCUGCUGUUCAUCACAGAGAGCAGUCAGGAAACUCUCACACAGGCAGCUGUCAGGAGCAACUCUUUGGAGGGCAAACAGGAAGCAGGAUGGACCGGCGUCCCACCGCAGGAGCAGGACGACCCCUCUGAACAGGAUUCACUCCCAGGAAUGACAUCUCUGGAGGUCACUGCUGACCUGAUGGAGUCACAAGAUGACCAGACGUCAGUAUUCACAGAAAAAGUAAACCACAUCAUCCGUCAGCCUUUGGAUGUCUCUUCUUUGACGUUGGCUGAAUCUACGAUGUUUUCUGACCUAAAGGAAAUCGAUGAAACUCUGACGAUUGAAAUAAGGAAGCUUUCAGAGGAGGAAAGCGCCAACGUUACGUCCCAGUCCUCCGUCUGCCAGCUGCUCCACGGCAGCGUUCAGCAUCUGGAGCAGCUCAGACAGCUGCUGGGUGAUACUCGGUCAGUUGUCCACGAUCUGGAUCACUUCCUGGACGCUCUGAGAGAAAUCAAGGACACAAUCCCAACCCUGCUUGCAAACCAGGAGCCCAGCAGGCAGGACGGUGGAACGGACUGGGAGGAGGGAACGUAUACAUGGCAGACAGCAAUGCAGAGGUUGACGCCUGCCAUGGAACAAUCUCAUGUCGUUGACGGUCAUCUAACGGCAGCGGGGAUGACUCUGACCAUGGAUGGUGCAACUGUAACAUGCCAGGAUGUGGUGAAAUCUGUGUUCAAGCUUGUGACAGCCUUGAGAAAACAGAAGGGAGGAGGACAGGGAAGGAGAAUGCAGGUUGUGAAUCUUCCAGAGACUGGGAUUGAUUCAGCGCUGCGAGGAGGGGAGCGCUCCACUCCAGGCGCUACAGAGGAAGAGUCGAGUUUAGAGGCCAAAAGAAGAAAACUGGAGGAAGAGAAUAAAAUGAAGACGCAAGUGGAGGAGGCGCAUAAGACUCAAACAUGGAGGUCUGAGGGAGGUAUGGUAAAAAACCAAGAUCAUACACAACGAAGGAGCAGCCAGAUGGAGAGAACGAUGAAUGAAAACGAGAGUUUGGUUCAGAGGAGAGCAGCUUUGUUGGCAGCUCUGAAGGAGACGAAGGAAAGAGCUGAGCAGCUGGAGCUGCGGGAGCCCACUCUGCCUGCUCUGCAGCACAGGACGCAGGUCUUAACAAAGUUGGAAAGUGCUCUUGCAGUCCUCAUCCCUGAGCUGCAGUUCGUACGUGAUGCCUCCUCACAGUCGGGGCUCCUCGACGAGAAUCGGACCGGAGAGGAGCUCUGGGAGGAGACGACAAGAGCCGUAACUAUACAGCUGGAGCGGUGUUCUGUCCUGACGGAGCUGCUGAAGAGGUGUCGGAGCAGACGCAGUGAGUUGAGCCGGACUCUGGGGAGAGCCGAGAGCUCCAUCAGCGAGCAAGUCUCCUACAUCGGGAAAGAUUACCUGCAGAGACUACGCUCAGGGGUCGAGGAGACAAAAUCAGAACUGAACGGUCUUGGAGGUGACAUCGAGGAGGUCCGCAGCGUCUGCAGGCAACUUCACUCCCUGCUGCGUCAGAUACCCGGCUGCUCCGAUACUCCGUUUGAGAGCGAGGCGGAGGCUCUCAUGGAUCGCUGGCUGGAUUUAUCAGAAAGGACAGAGUCGUACUAUGAAAACCUUCAUCUUUGCUUGACAUUAUGGGAUGGAGUCCUUCAGCUGGGGGCAGAAGUGGAGAGCUGGGCCGACAGCAAACUGGUAGUUUUUGCUCAGAGUCCAUGUUUUCAGAGUGAAGACAUCAAGGCACUGCAGAACCAGAUUAUAAUCCAAGAGAGGAGCGUCGAACGUUUCCAUCAGAGAGCCGCCGAGAUUCAGUCACUGCUUCAAAGCUCAGAGACCCCUCUGGAGCUGCAGGUGGUAGAGACCCAGGUGAGAAGGAAAAUGGAGCAGCUGAAGGAGCUUGUUUCUGAAGCCGAGGAGGUUGAUGAGCAGAUGGAGGCCACUAAAACACAAAUUGUUAGGAGGAUGACGGAGUGUCUGAACUCCCUCCAGAAGAUUCAAGACUCCCUCGGUGCUCUCACCGCUUCAGAUGUUCCAACAGUCUGUGCUAAACUCAAGGAGUUACAGCAGCAGCUCCACCUCCAGGACGAGCAGGCGCAGAGUUUGGUGGAGGAUAUGCGAGUUGUGGCUUCUUUAGCUGGUCCAGAGUGCUUCCAGAGGCUGUCUGUUACUGGGAUUCAGCUGCAGGAGAAAGUCCGAAGCUCCCAUCGACUUUUCUCUGAGGUGGAGCAACAGACUGAGAGGAAUAUCCAGGAUCUGCACAGGCUACAAGCACAGAACGAACAUCUGGAAAAAUGGCUUCAUGCAGCUGAGGACAAGGUUUUGAAGGGAGAGGCCCUUGGAUGCUUGAGAGAGGAAACAUUUCAACAACGUGUGAGAACGGAGCUCAUCACCCAGCUCGUGUCGUCUUUACGAAGCAGCAACCUUCAGCAGGUGGUGCUCCUGGAGCAGAGCUGCCAGCUGCUGGAAACAUACCACACCUUCCACACAAGGAUACAAGGCCGCUCGGAGGAGGAGCAGCGCUCCCCGAACGGGGGCGGUGAAAAGUUUGUGUUUAAAUCCGCACAGCGGCAGACUGAAGAUGUAAGGCGAACCGUUGACCCACCUCUUGUUGAACGCAGCGAGGUCCCGACUCCUGUAGAGCUCAGACAUCACUGUGUUCAAUGUCCACAGAGUUUGUGCUCCAGCCUCGAGGAAGGUCAGAGUAAUGAGAAGCACUUCGGCCGGCAGCUGCAGGACUGCCACCGUAAUUUGACAACCCCGCAGGAAAACAUGUCGGUUUGUCAAGACCAGAAAGACGAGACGAGCGGACCGAGCAGAGAGACAGCAGCUCUGCAGGCUUCAUUAGAAGAUGUAACGGAUGUUGGAAAAGACCUUUUACAACCUGAACGGCUCAGGAACUCCCUCACACUCAGUUCCACCGCUGAGGCUCUAGCCAGCACUUAUGAGCGAGUCAAAGGCCUCGAAAACCAGAAGAUGACGAUAGAGAGCAUCAACGAACAUCUACAGGUGCCACCGCUUACAGGGAACCCAAGAGUUCUGGACGUUAGGGAAGAGGCCUCCCUGUUGCAGACAGAACUGAGAGUUUUGGCUGAAAUUGUGGGGAUUCUGUCUGAGACCGAGCCAGAUCUCAAGCAGCUGACACAGCAGGGGCGUACGAUACAGGACUGUGAGAAAAAGAUGACAGAGUUGGCUGUCAGAGUUAAUGAUCUGCAGAGGACAAGGGAAGCGCAGGAAACUCCUCCUGCAGAUGUCAUUUUAACUGUCAGUGCCAUUUCUGAAGACCUCAGCAGCUUGAGGUCAGUUUUUGAACGGAAGCAGCAGGAGUGUGUAGAAAACGCAGCUGAGUCUGUCAGAGGAGUCGUGGGGCGGCUGCAGCGGUGGAGCCACGCGGUUCAGACCGAGACAUCCUCACUCAGUCAAGACUCUUUGGAUGAAGGUUUACGGCUUCAACAAGCACUCUGUGAAGCUACUGCGGAAGAAAACUUCCUUCUACGUUCUUUGGGAUCAGAAGUGGUGACGAUUCUGUUGAAAACCGCUUCAGAUGCUCUCAGUGAAAGUCAAACUGCAAUGGAAACUCUGUCUAGAUGUUCGAUCGGUCACAUUCGAGUGGAUUUCCCAAAUCAAAGUGAUGAAGGGAAGGAAGACUGGGCAUUAUCUGAUAACGCCACAGGUUUCUCCUCUGCAGCAGAUGGAAAGAAAGUGUCAGGUGGUGAACAUGACAGCCAGAAUCAUCCUAAAGUAGUUUUUCACACCUGUCCUUUCACUGUUGCGUCCGGAGCAACACAUAAAGCAGAUAAUACCACAGAGCAGAACCUAUCAGGCGCUUCAGGUCAGAAGGACGUCUCCGUUGUGAAUCUAACAAAAAGCCUCAUGAGUAUAAACCAAGAACAGGCCUCAACCUCUGUUCAGACCACAUGUGCAAAACGUCCAGAUGUUGUAAGAUCAGGGACUCCUCCAUCAGCUUCACUAGAGUUUAACCCUCAGACUUUUCUUUGGUCAAACGAUGAACGAGGCAAACUGUGUACUAACGCUCAAAUUGGCACGCACAUAAUUCUUCCUGAGUCACACACUCUUCCUGCUCUUUACAAGUCGUCCCUGCCAGAAGCGACACAAUCAGCCCCUCUCAAUGUGUCCGAUCACCUCCCAGUCCAGCCCGACACUUCCAGGGCUUCAGCAGAUGCUCAGGGAGAAGAAACGCACUCUGAGAUCACAAAGAAAGCGUUUACAGUGGUGCUCGACAUGCAGCUACAGGAGCGUUCUGCUGCCUGCAGUCCAGAUGUUCUCAGAUGUUCUCAGGUGGCAGAGCUUCUCGGUGCUCAUCUCCCAGAGGAGACACCUGGACUCUUCACAGGAUCCGUCAGUCCAGAAUCAGACCAAGCUGGUUUAAAAAGCUGUGAUAUGGCUGCACAGUCCGACGCUUUCAAGGAUAAAACUCAAGCUGUAGAUCAUAAACAUCAUGAUGGGGACGUCAGUGGAAGUCCAGAUGAAGUAUCUGCUGCAGUGUUGGAGCUGCAGGAGUGGGACACACAACAAAGUGGGACUAUUGAGCCCGGCAGGUCAGAUGCUUUCAGGCGAGGAGCUGAGCUAAGUGUUGCAAGACUUGCAGAAAUGUCAAACGCACAAUUUCCUGAGAAGAAGUUCCGACUCUGCUCCACAUUAAGCGGUCCUAAAUCAAACGAGAGGCUUUUAAGAAGUCUUUGUUUCAGCUCUGAAUCAAACAUCUCAGUGAUGGGUUUCUGUCAACCCGAGGAAGAAGCGGAGCGCUCUGCCCUCUGUGCUGCAGAAGAAUCAAAACCUCGUGGAGAUGUUUCCAACGAAGCGCUAAAGAACGCAGCUGAACGUGAACAGCUGACCGCAGCAGACGCCGAACAGGACACAGGUGUAGCAGGUGAGGCGGUGGAACAACGAGGAGCUGAACGCACAGACGGCCAACACCGUAAAACGCCAGCAGAACAAACCAGAGCUUCACAGCUAAAUGAAGAGAGUGAACCGGAGCAUCGUGGAGGGCACAAGGUUACCGUGAAGGCUCUGGAACAGCCUCAGAUCCAAAAAGGCAUGGAGGCUGAAAGGAGUAGUUCACCAGCUGAUCUUGGAGCUGCAGAGGUGACCGGUGGGUCGCCAGAGUCCUACAAACCCGGGUUUACCAUGCAGGAUGUUCUGUCUGACAUUCAGGGCCUGGUUGAAAGAAGAAACAUCAUAAAUCGAACACCCCACCCUGAUUUAAACUGGUACCUGACAUCAUCUCGUGGUGAAGCAGACGUUCGUUUAGCACAAACAGUGCAACGAGUUUUGGCAUGUCGAUAUGAACCGGCGCAACUCUGUGUCACAGCUAUGGCUAACCAGCUGAAGGAGGCACGGGAGUGUGAGCGUUCUGUUCAGGAGUUAGUGGCUGCCAUGAAAACCAGCACAAUAGCUUCGGAGUCAACUGAUCCAAAACGCGCUGAGAGACAGUGGAGCGGCGCUCUGCUGGACGCUGUCGCCACCGUGCAGGUCAAAUCAGCACAGCUGGAUCAGGUCAACCAGUAUCACCACCAGAUGAGGAUCACCAAAGCUUUUCUUGAAGUUUUGACAGAAGAGAUGGAAAAAACAAGCUUAAACUCUUUGAGAGGCAGUGGCCUUCAAGCUGCAAAGCUUCACGCUCUGCUUCAGACCAUAGAGCAGAAGAAGUCAACGAUGGAGCAUUUGCUCAACUUAGGCAGCAAACUGUCCGUCCACCUGAGUGAUGCUGAAGGUUCAGGCGCUCUCCAUGCUCAGCUCGGGGAUCUCCAGGAACAGUGGAGGCUUCUGAAAGGACGUAUCAGAAGAGCCUUUCAGCAGGCGUCAUGCUCUAAAUCUCAAUAUUCGCUCGUUUUAGAAGAGGCGAAGCAGCUUCACGACAAACUAGAAGAUUUUCUGGAACUUGAAACUGACGGCCUAAGUUCUUUAGAGUUAGUCUGUCUGACCACAGAUCUAAAACUGUACAACCAGCUCUACUUAAGCUUACAGUCCCGGUCACAUGCCCUCGUCAAUUUCUCUUUGGGUCAGAAAGAAAAGGAUGAGCUUGAACAUUAUCUGCAGGAAUUAGGAUCGUUGUUCAACGUCUGUAAGGAGAAACUUGAUGCCUGGACACAAGGCUGUGGGAGCAAUUCUUUAAUUAAGAUCAACAAACAGCUACGCGACCUAAUCGUAUGGGCGAAGCAGGCGGAAACCCACAUUUCUACUGGGCAAAAGUUGGCUCUUUUUCCUGACGAGGCUCGCGUUCAGAUUGCCGAAAUGAGGAAGUUUCAGACCGAUAUUUUGUCUAGGCGGAGAGAGAUGAGACUACAAGUUGAAGAGAUGAAAGGCGAGGAAAAUGAAGACGGUGAAGUAUUGAAGACGGCAGAAGACUUGUAUGAAACCGUUGCCGACGGCUUGGAUCAAGUUCUUGACUCCAUGAAGACAAGUCUUAGUGAAAGGGAGGAACUUUUAAGUGAGCUUGCUAGCUUAGACUCCUGGGUAGCAGAAUUACAUGCUAACAGAGACCCCUGCACACGUACUGAGAGCAUUUCAAAAACGUGCAUCGGUAACCUUGAGCGUGAGCUGGAAACUCACAGAUUAGCCACAGUGGAGCUGGAGAAGCAACUACAACUGCUGGACACUUUGUCCGAAAGUUGCACAAAAAUCUGCAUGCAGUUAAGUCCAGGAGAGGGCCGCUUCCUUUCCACAAGGCUUUCAGGGCUAUGGACGGAGUUAGAUGGACUUCUAGCUCAUGAGAAAGCAACCAUUAUGGAAUUAGAGGAGCUGAUACAUCAGCGGACAUAUUCAGAUGAGGAGUUGUCUACUAUACAGGAUAACUUAAAGGAAAUUGCUGCUGAUUUGGAGCAACAGAAGUUCCCUUUGACACAAGAGACAUGGUCUAUAAUGGCGAACUUGAAGCACAAAUUAAUGGAGCAUCAGUGCCAAGUCCAAGAGCUUCAGCACUGCCAGCAGGACAAGCGCAACUCUAUGCUUUUUGCAAUUAGUGACCUGCAAGAGAAGUGCAAAGUUCUCUGUGUAAAUAUGUUUGAACAAGACAAAUACUUGUGCCUGAGAGAACAACUGGAGGGAUCUAUGGAUGUCGCCAAAAGCCAAAUCCAGGAUGUUAACAACCAAGCAGUAAAUCUAAAUGAGCGGUUGAGAUUGUGCCACGCACUCCUAGUUGAACUUCCUUUGGUCGAGACACAAUGCGAAGCAGCAGCAGAUCAACUGGAGACCAUAGCUCCGGAGCUACACGCGUCUGAGCUGCAUUCAGAAGAGGAAAAGAUUCGCCGCACGCUGAAAACUUUGACCUCCUGGGAGCGUUCCGUCUCCGACGAGCUCCAAGACCUGGAGGCUAAGUUUCUGCCGUAUCUGCAGUGUGACUCUGAGCUUCCUGCUUUAACCGAUCUGUUACACAAAACAAGACUGGGACUGGAGGGAGCGAAACCAGUCAGUCCUGAUGAGAGAGCCAUAGAUGUUGAGCUGCAAAACUACUGGGUUAUUUUCAGAAAUGUAGAGUCUGGGAUGCGAGUGCUGGAAGGUCUGGCAGAGAGAGAAAAUGUCGACAUGGGGAACUUCAAGGGCCUGUAUUCUCUCAGAGAUGCAGCCAUGCAAGAAUGCAACUCACUGAUGGUCGGCCUGUCUGAGGCCAGAGAGUCUUUAAAGGAUUAUCAACGGGCAGCUCAGGAAGCGGUAACCUUUCUUCUUAACGCAGAAGCAACCUUCCUUUUGUCUCCUGGAGAGUUUUUGGAUUGCGCCGAAGAACAAAAGCGGACUCGGCAAGCUUUAAAAACUCUUGAUGAAGAAUUUCAAGCUCACGUUUGUCACCUGGUGGAGCGUCUGCCCCAGCAGAGCUGCAUCUCUCAACCAGAGACUGAACUUCUCCAUUCCAGCAUCCUCAGCCCGUUGCUGGUUAGACGAGCUGUACUGAAGGCUCAGGCUCAUCUCAGACUACAGCGUUUACAGAGGUGUGAAAUAAGAAAGCAGAGUCGUGAAGAGGUACAGCAGCGAGUUUCAGAGUUUGACAACAGACUUUCAGAACUGGCUGCAGAACACGUGACGUCAUAUGAUGAAUGUAUUGCCCUGCAGAAGAAAGCGAAGCUUUUGAUGGAAGAUCUUCACGGGUUCAUGAGGCAGAUAGAAGACCUGGGGGUUGGAUGCCCAGUGCAGGGUUGCAGGUUUCGAAGGGAUGGUGAGCUGUGCGCCCUCUGGAGGCGCUGGGCAUCGUUACGACGAGCCGCGGGCCUCCUGAUGAUGCACACAGAGCAGAAGGGCGAGGAAUGGAAGGACAUCACUACGAGUUUGGAACAGUGUUGCAGCCGCGUGGCUAGUCUUCAGGCUGAGGUUUCAGACUCCGCCAGUGUCUCUCAAGAGGAGCCCCGGGAGCUUCUUUCUCGGGCUGAGCUGCAGCGAUCAGGUCUGGAGCAGGACCAGCAGGCCUUGUUGUCCCUGCAGCAUCGGUUGGAACGCAUCCUGAACUCGCCAGCUCCCCACAAACCCGUCAGCCCCGGACCCAUUGGUAAAACGUUAGUGAAGCUCCAGGAGAGCGUGAGGAGCUUGAAAGAGCGAAACCUGCUGCUUUUGGCUGCAGCCCAGACAGAGGAGAGGGAACAUGAGCAAAUCCAGGAAGACAUAGAAGAUGUGGAGAAGCACCUGUUUGGUGUUUUACCAGAGCUGGAAGUGUGUUCCGAUCCAAACAAAGAACAGGAGCUCCAACAACGUUUGUACUCCCUGAAGAACAAGCUGAAGUCGAUCACAGGCAGCUUACAGAGCCGAUACGCUGCAGUUCCUGCUGACUGUGGAAGGCAGAUUGACGAAGUUAAACAGUCUCUACAGAAAGCAGAAGAAAUGCUCUUGGAGAGGAACAACCCAGUUAGGAAACUGGCUGGUAGAGUGAAAGGUCUCGGUUCUGGCCUGGAGAGAGUGAAAACUUUACUGGAGCAGAGAAGUUCAACACUCGGCGAAGCUCAAGCUGUCCUCAAGCGAGUGUGGGAUGAGCUGGAUUCCUGGCGCAGUAGAUUGAUGCUUCUGGAAAGUGAAGUGCAGGAUCUUGCAGAGGACCAUCCAGAUAAAGCCCAGGUGCUCAUGGACCAGCUCACAGAGCCGCUGCAGCUCUACCAGAACGCAGCGCAGAUGGCCGAGCAGCGCACCGUCUUCCUCAGCAAAAUCCCGGCCUGUCUGCAGGAGUUUGAAGACAUUUUUCACAGAGCUGCCUGCUGGUUAACUGAAGCCCAGACUUGGCUCAGCUCUCCCUGCUCAUUCACAGCAGCUAAAAGUCUCUACAAACGAGCAAAAUAUUUGAAGUUGAUCCAGGAUGACUCUGAGGGGAUCAGACGCACCCUGCAGGACUUCAGGUCAGUGUUGGCUGAGAUCUCCACCGUGUGCGACAUCAGCACCCAGGAGGAGAGGCUGGACCAGAGCUACCAGGAAGUGCACAAAAUGCAGAGCAGCAUCAUUGAGCCGCUGGACCACCUCCUGCAGGCUGCUGCCCUGGUGGAGGACGUUGAGGCGGACUUGAAGACGAUGGAGAAGAACGUCACAAAAAUUGGGUCCAUUUUAUCCUCAAUGGACAUGACUAACAUAACCCCGACAGAACAUCUUCACAACCGACAGACAAUCCUGGCCAGCCUCCAGUCGAUGCGGAGCAGCUUACAGGACAUAAACGGGUUCAAAGAGGAGAUCCACCUCCUGGAAGGAGCAGAGAAGCUUCUGGUUUUCUCCAAAGCCACACAGCUCCUUGAACAGCUGGAGGAGCUGGAAGAAGACACCAAAGAGCAACUCUCCCUUCUGGAGAACAAGAUAAAGGAGGAAGACAGAACUGCUGAGCAUCUUAGCAUCACUUUAGUUUCUGAUUUUACUGAAGAGACGCUGCAGCUGGAAGGACCUGCACGCCGACGCUUCAUCCAGGAGUCUUUUGAGGUGUCUUACUCAGAGGAAGAGGAAGAUGAGGAAGCCGAGAGUUGCCACUCUUCUUCCUCUGACACAUUAACAUGCAGUGUUCCAGAGGACGUGGAGGAGACGCUUCGCCUUUCAGAUGUACAACGUGAGGAUGUGGCUGAAAUGAAGCAGCAGACAGAGGAUCUGGACAAUGCGGCUCAUCAUUUUUGUUUGGAAGCAGAGAUGAGUUCAAAAGAUGCAGCAACAAGCUUUUUAUCUGCGAAUCCCGAGUUUGAUACCGGCAGUGGAUCUCAAAACGCUGAAACUGGAUUAAUAACACAAGACGUGAAAGCAGACAUCUGUCAGACUUUGAAUCCUGAAACCAUAACCAAUGAUAAUCUAAAGCCUGAAGGUGUUGCUGCAGCUUCGGACCUUCAAGAGACAAUGAAAGAGCAAAUUUUAAACAUCGACCCUCAGAUAAAGUCUUCUCUGUUGGAGGACACAAAGUUGAGUCCUUUGAGACCCAUAACUUCAUUCAAAGAAGCAUCAGAAAAGCUCAAAGAAGAGGAAAACAAACAUCUGUCCAUGUUCACACAUCCUCUUUCAGAUCAGAACGUCUGGCUUCAGCAAGAAGUCAGCAUCAGUUUGUUAGAAGGGUCCCAGCAACCUGAGGAGUUUGUUGAAUCAGCAGUCAGUUCUGCAGGACCUGAAGAGGAGGAUGUAGCGAGCCGAAGCUGGUCUCGGCUUCAUUCUCAGACGUUAAAAAAACUCAACUUUUUGAGAAAUGUUCUGGAGGAACAGCAACGCACAGAAGAUGGAGGGACUCGUGAGAAGGUUCAAGAAAAGGAGCCGAGGUCGACCGAAUCGAUUUCUUCAGUCCUGCAGAAAAUCCACAGAUCCAUCAUCGUGCUGAGACGAACGGCCGAAGGUCCAGACCGUUCUCGUCCUGCUGUGACAGAGUUGUACGAAGCUGCACAAAGGAUCCAUGACUGUUUGGACUCUGUACCAGACGUUCUGUUGUGUGCUGGUGUUCAACAUGACUCUCAGCUGAGGCUGCUGCACAAACAGUGUGUAUCAGCUCAGCUGAGAACUUUAGCAGAGCUGCUGAGGAAAGUGGAUUCAGCGAUCACACCUACGUUCUUCAGGGAAGAGCCAGAAGCUCACCGCUGUCUGACGAGCCUUCAGGACUGUCUUCGUACCGUCCAGCGUGUCCUCGACUCCUCCAACAAUCAUGAGGUUGAAGAUUCAGACCUGCAGAACCAAAAUCAGGCAUUCUCCUCCAACAUUCUGUGUCUGCUGGAUGAAUUUGAAACGGGUCUGAGUCGGAUCUUCCCAAAUCUAAAGGAGGUUCCUAGUUUGGAGUGUGCGCUGGGCAGACAUCUGAGAGGAAGUACCGGGGAAAACGUGGAGCUACAAAACGCCUCUCAGUCCUUGCUUCAGGGGAUAGCUUGCCUUCUGGAAAUGGGAGAAUGUUUACUAGAAAGACGGACGGGCCAAGCUCCCAACCGCAGCAAACUUCAAGCUGUUCUCUGCAGACACAAGAAACUCCUGCAGGUCCUCAGGUCCCAGCUGUCUUUCCUUCGGUAUCUGUUCCAACGGGAACCCGAUGCACUCAAAGGUCAAGAGCAUGAAUGGAUGCAGCUGGAAGUCCGGGCUAAAGCACGCCAGCAACAGGCUCUGGAGCAGGAAGUGGCUUCUGAGAAGAGGCUCCAGGACUGGAUCUGCUGGGAGGAUGUUUGUGGUCGACUGGGUCGAGUGUUGGAGGAGUCUGAAGCCUUUAUUAGUGGUGAAGAACCGGAGGGACAUGAUGAUGAGGAAGAGGCGGUUCAGAGCAGACUAGAAGCCUGCGAGCGAGCUCUGCUCCAGCUUGAAGAGGGUGGAGUUCUGUUGGGAACGCUGCUGGACCAGAAGAAGCUGCUGCAGGCGGAGCCGUGCUUUUCCGCCUCCGUGGCUCAGGCAGGGGGCGCUCUGGAGCUGCGAUGGAGAAGCGCCUACAGGAGGACGGAGCAGGAGAUCCACCGUUUUAAAGACAUCCAGGCCAGAAGAGCCAGAUUCCAGACUGACUUCUCUUUGGUCAGCCAGCGUCUGCUCGGUGCCAGCAAACACCUGAAGACUUUGUCGGGCCUGGCAGAUUCCUCCGAGCUGAGUCAGGAGAGCCUUCAAAGAAGUCUGGUUCAGCUGCUGGACUUCUCUAUGGAGCUGGAGACCAUCUCAGAGCUGUGGGAGUCCGUAUCAAAAGACGCCACUGAGCUGCUCCACCUGAGGGAAGCAGAUUGUCCCAAGCUGAGAACCCAGAUCAGUCAGAUGGAGGUCGGCUGCAGCCAAAUGACCUCUGACCUCUCCAGGAGUCAAGACCGGCUGCAGCAGCGUCUGACGGCUGCAGAGCCGCCGCUGGAGCUGCUGUCUGACCUGGAGGCCUGGCUGAAAAGAACCGAGGCUCAGUUGAACCAGGAGAACGAACGGAUCUGCAAGGCCCAAAACGCAGCUCAGUUUGCUGAAAUCCUGCAGAAAUAUCGGGUGAUGAGGAAAGCUCUGGCCAAUGGUCACUUCCUCUUUGACUUCCUGUCUCAGCCUGGGCGUCGGAUGGUGGCAGCAGACGUUCAGAGUCUCGGCUCCGAGCGCACAACGUUCGCAGAGGGACUCGGCACCGUCAGGUCGCAGUGGCUGCACCUUCAGAGGGAGCUGGAGAAACGGGUUUGCGACGUGAAACACGUCCAUCAGGCCUGUGCAGAACGAGAAAGACGUCUGCAGAAGCUCCGCGGCCGGCUCGAGCAGCAGCAGCAGCAGCUGCAGCGGUGGAAACGGCCCAUCGCUCAGACUCUGGCUCACAGCGCUCUUCCAGAGUGGGAGGCUGCUGUCGGCAGAGUGAAGGAGGUCUCUGGAGCUCUGCGGGAGUUGAGGACAACCCGAGUGCAUUGUGGGAAGGAAGAAAAGCACCUGUGUGACGCCGUCUUCUCCGAGCGAGCAGAGUGCGUCAGUCGGACGUGCAGGGAUCUUAGUGAACAGAUGGAAGCGCUCAGACCUGCUCUUCAGCAGACUGUGGAGGAGUGGACUUUCUUCCAAAGAGCUCUGGGGGACGUUACUCUGUUUGCCACGAGGGUUCGCUGCGCCCUGCGGCGUCAGCAGGCUCCUCUCUUCUCACUGAAGCAGGCUGAAGGAUACUCAGACUUCCUCCAGGAGCUCCAGACGAAGGUGGAGGCGGAGGAGGAGCAACUUUGGACGGCUGUGGAUAAAUCCCAUCGGAGGCUGGUGGAGACGCUCCAUCAGGGAGCAGCUCGGGCUCUUGGUGAUAAAGUGGACGGAGAGCGGAAACGGUGGAAGAGCACAGUGCAAGAGAUACAAGACGAGCAUGAAAAGACUGGAAACACCUUUUCCCUCUGGAAGGAGUACAGCCGCCUCUCGUGCAGCUGCUCUCAUCACCUGCAGCACCUGUGGGCUGAGUUUAGCUCCUCACCUGAAGCAGACCCACAAGCCAAGAUUUGUUCUCUCAAGAAGCUGCAGGGUGCUGCUGAAGAGUUGCAAAGCAGCAUGGGAGCCGUGCUGGAAGUAUCCAAGCAUCUUAUUGGACACCUCGAACCUCUGGCCGCAAAGCUGAUCCAAUCAGAAACCAGACUGCUGAUGAAUGAGAUCCUGCUGCUGAACCAGGCUGCAUCAGGAGUAAAUGAAGGUCUUCAGAUGAAUUUGGAACAGCAGAAACACUUUCAGACUCGACUGGAGACUCUUGAAGAACAGAUGCUGAAACUGAAGACUGGUGCACGUGACACAGACUCUGUAAAGCAGGUUCUUUUGGACCUCAGUGACCUGGUUCCAUCUCUAGUUGACGUCAGGGAGACGACUGGCUUGAUGACUUUUAACAACCAGGAGAGAGAGAGAGUGGGCUCACUCUACAGGCAGUGGGUGGAAAACGUAACUCUGGCAUCAGACAGAAACAGAGAGCUGAACGAGGAGCUCCAGAGCUCCCAGGACUUCCAGGAAAAAUGUAAGAAACUGAAUUCUAUCCAGGAAAAACUGGAGCGAGACUCGGUGUGCAGAAAACCUCCGAGUUACUCAAACCUUCAGGAGAUGCUGAGCGUUCAUCAGGCGCUUCAGGCUGAGAUAUUUGUUGGACACCAGCUCCUGCAGCAUCUCGUCUGUGAAGCAGUUGAGUCCAUGGAGUCAGAGCCAGCUGAGAAAAGAUCUGAACUCAUGAUGCAAAUGACCCGUCUGAAGAAGAGCUGGUGCAGCUCUGUGGCUCUGGCUGGGCAGAACUGGACCUUGAUAAAGGAUCAGCUGCAGCACUGGGGAAUCUUCCGUCAUGGUUUAAAAUCUUUAAAGAAGCUGUGGCGUUCCGUGGACUCUUUACUGCCCCCUACAGGACCACCUCUUUGCACGCUGAAUCAGCUGCAGAGCUGCAGGUCUCUUUGCCAGCGUGUUGAAGACUCGUUGGACCUCCACGCUCCCGUCUACGCCCAGACAACGGAAGUCGCAGAACAUCUGAGUGAAAUCCUCAUGGAGUCGGAUUCUCAGAGUCGACUUCAGUCCGAGCUUCAAGACAUGAAAGAAGCCUGGGAGCGAAGCACCGAACAGCUCAGGACAAACAAAGACCUGCUUGAUACUGCUGUCCAGAUGUGGUGCCAGAGUCAGAGGGCAGUAACGAACAUCCAGGCUGAACUGAACAAGGUGAGACGAUCGCUCACUGGAAGACCUGAAGACUCCGAGGAGCCGCUCAAACAGGUGAAUGAGACCGAACUCUCUCUGCAGUUUUUGUCCACUGGAUUGAAGGAACUGGACACCAUGAAGACGGACCUGUCCCAGCACUUGGCGGCCAGCGACUCGGCUCUGCUGGAGCAGCAGCUGGAGCAGCUCCACUGCCAAUGGGAAGAGCUGUGUGUGAAGGUGUCUUUACGCAGGCAGGAAAUAGCCGACCGCCUCAACGCCUGGACCGUCUUCAACGACAAGAACAAAGAGUUCUGUGAUUGGCUGACUCAGAUGGAGAAGAAGGUGAGCCAGAGCGGAGACCUGAGCAUCGAGGAAAUGGUGGAGAAACUGAAAAAGGACUGCAUGGAGGAAAUUAACUUGUUCAGUGAAAACAAGAGCCACCUGAAGCAGCUGGGGGAGCAGCUGCUGCUGGCCAGCGACGAGGCCAAGCAGAGCCAGGUCCGCGGGUCGCUGCAGGAAGUCAAUCAGCGGUGGCACAACCUUUUCCACCACAUCGAAGCCAGAGUAAAGAAGCUGAAGGAGACUCUGGUGACGCUGCAGCGGCUGGAUAAGAACAUGAGCAACCUCCGCUCGUGGCUUUCCCGCGUCGAGGCCGAGCUGUCCGCACCGAUCACCUACAGCGUUUGUCACGAGCAGGAAAUCCAGAGGAGGCUGGCUGAGCACCAGGAGCUGCAGAGGGACAUUGAGCAGCACACAGAAGGCGUCGCGUCGGCGCUCAGUCUGUGCGACGCUUUGCUGCGGGACGAAGAUGCUGCAGGCGGUGCUGAGGCGGAGAGCGACUCGCUGCAGGAUACCAGCCGCAGCCUGGACCAGAGAUGGAGAACCGUCUGUGCCUUGGCUCUGGACAGACGGCUCAGGAUCGAGGAGACGUGGACCCUCUGGUGUAAGUUCCUCAACGACUACUCCCACUUUGAAGAUUGGCUCAAGAUGGCGGAGAGGACGGCGGCCAACCCCGACUCUGCCGACGUCCUCUUCUCUGUCGCCAGGGAGGAGCUGAAGAAGUUCGAGGGUUUCCAAAGGCAGGUUCAAGAGCGGCUGACUCAGUUGGAGCUCAUCAACAACCAGUACCGCCGCCUGGCCCGGGAAAACCGCACCGACGGAGCCAGGCAGCUCAAAGCCGCGGUCAGUGAAGGCAACAGGCGCUGGGACGCCCUGCGCCGAAGAGUGGCCGCCAUCCUGCGCAGGCUCAAGCAUUUUACCGGCCAGAGAGAGGAGUUUGAGGGCACCAGAGAGAGCAUGUUGGUGUGGCUGACUGAGCUGGACCUGCAGCUCACCAACGUGGAACAUUUCUCCGAGAGCGACGUCCAUCACAAGAUUCAGCAGCUCAACAGUUUCCAGAAGGAGAUCGCUCUGAACACCGAGCGCAUUGACGGGCUGAUCGUGUUUGGAGAGGCUCUGAUCCAGAAGAGUUCACCGCAGGACGCGGCGCUGAUAGAGGAUGAGCUGGAAGAGCUGCACUUGUACUGUCAGGAGGUUUUCAGCAGGCUGGUCCGCUUCCACCAGCGCCUCAGCCAGCCCCCAAUGGUCAAAAAGGAGUCAGAACUCUCAGAUCUCACCUUCUCCCUUGAGCCAAGCUUGGAGCUGAUUGGCCGGCCGUGGUUGGGGAGGAGCCUGGGAAGCCUCCCGGCCACGCCCACUCACCUGCUGACCUCUCCUCUGGAGCGUUCUGGACGGGAGUCUCCGGUGAGCGUGGACUCCCUCCCUCUGGAGUGGGACCACACAGGAGACGUCGGAGGGUCGUCAUCACAUGAGGAUGAGGAGGAGGAAGAAGACGAGGAGGGCGGAGCUUAUUUCAGUGCUCUGUCAGCUUCAAGCAGGUCUCUGUCUCUUCAUGACGGUCCAGGGUGGAGGUCAGCAGAGGCUCAGCUGGACACGGAGGACACGGCGGACGCUGAGACCACGCCCACCCUCACCAGCACUCCUUUACAGCCCGAUUACCUGAGUCUCGCGUCUGAGGUCAGCGGCACCAUCGAGGACGUAAAGGGAGUCGCGCUGGUCCUGGAUGGCGAGGAGCAGCGGGAGGAGUUUGGUCUGAACACCUCGGACAGUCCGUCGGGUGUGAUCGAACGCCAGGAGCCGCUUCAGGCUCAGUCCAGGUGCAGCCAGUCUCAGGAGCCUGAUCUGGAUGACAUCACUUCCUGGUUAGAGAACACGAUCCCUGAGCUGGACCGCCUCCUGCGGUCCGACCCAGCGGUCAGUAUAAAGGACAUGGAAGCUAAAGCCAAAGAACUGAAGGAGAAGGAGAGAGUGUUCUCCCACUACAAGUCCAUAAUGCAGAUGAUCAACCUGAAGACCAAGGAUGCUCCAGAACAUCAGGAGAAACAGGCGAGAGUGAACAGAAACUGGAGCAAAGCUUGUGCCAGACUCCAGCAGUGGGACAGCAGCCUGAGGAAGGCGCUGAUCCGCUGCCAGGAGUUUCAUGGAAGCCUCCACUCUCUGCUGCUGUGGUUGGCUCGCACAGAGAGCAGAUGUUGCUCCGUGGACGUUAACCGCCCGGAGACGAGCGUCGGAGCGCUGCGGCGACACAACAACACGCUGACGGAGCUGCAGGUGGAGCUGCGGGGCAGGCAGACCCAGCAGGCCUCCCUUCAGGCUCUGUGGUCUCUGCUCCGGCCUGACGACGAUGCCGAGGACGCCCAGGAGAAGCUCCAGGUGACGGGCAACAAGCUGAAGCAGCUCGUGAAGCUGGUGGAGCAGAACCUUCGCACCCUGCAGCAGCGGCUGCUCGUGUUUUACUACAACUGCACGUUUUCUGUGUCCUGCAGAGAAGACGGAGAGUCCUCCCCACCUCGCUCCUUCUUGUGCCGCCUCCUGCGUGCCGCCGUCCUCCUGCUGCUGCUCCUCCUGCUCCUCCCCUGCCUGAUCCCCCUGUCGGACCGCGGCCCCGGCUGCACCGUGACCAACAACUUCGCACGGUCCUUCUACCCCAUGCUGCACUACACAAACGGCCCCCCGCCCACAUGAGCCGUUGGAAAACACGAACCGUGCAACUUCAUGUUGGAAAAUUAUCUACAACUUUUAUUUAUGAUCAAAUUGUAAAGAUCU